Molecule: messenger RNA, 2044 nt
Organism: Eptesicus fuscus (big brown bat)
Lineage: Eukaryota; Metazoa; Chordata; Mammalia; Chiroptera; Vespertilionidae
Gene: CCDC27
Product: coiled-coil domain containing 27
Exons: 12
Coding region: 66-1973 (635 amino acids)
Source: RefSeq, a predicted model, not a curated record
UUUGGAAGCGGCCUCACGUUCGUCAGGUCCCCGGGGGCUGCGCACCCCUAGCCACCCCGUCUCCGAUGAGAGGCUCCCACGCGCUGCCCUGUCAGCUGCCAACAGACAAUGCAGCUCAGCCCUCGGCCCUCCCCCCACUGUCGCCGCUGGGGGCCAGGAAGCCUCCGGGACGGAGCCUGCUGCCCAACCCGCUGGAGCAGGGCCUGAUGGUGCUGCGCAGCGUGGCGGGCCGGGACUGCCAGCCGCCGGAGUGGAAGCUGCGGCCCAAGCAGCAGUCCCUCAGCAAGUCGGCCCAGGCCAUCAACCUGUACUACAGGAAGAAGAGUGAGUGCCUGCAGGACGCCGCCCCCAAGGACAGGACCUUCCUGUCGGAAAUGGAGGAGCUGCGCAAGAUGUUCCUCAAGAGGCCCGGCUGCCCGCAGUUCUGCACCCGGGCCACGUCCAUGUCCAGCUCCGGGGUGACCUCCGCCAUGACCUUGCCCGUGGAGAGCUGCCUGGGCUCCGAGGCCUGGAAGCUGACCAAGGACUCAGUCUCCGGCCAGCAGGACUCGGACUUGAAGGUGGACGGGCCCCUGCUGCCCUUGAGUCAGAGCGCGGGGGAGCUGGAGUACCUGCGGAAGCAGAGCGAGUCCCGGCCGCUGAGCCCGGCCACCAGCAGCCCCGUGCUGGACCAGAGCCACCUGAGGAAGCGGGUGCCCUGGUACAUCUCCGUCAUCCACGAGAAGGACCACUGCCUGUCCACGCUGGUGCAGGAGGUGCAGCGCCUCUCCAAGCUGAAGGCCGAGGUCCAGCGGCGGGACGAGGAGAUCCUGUCCCUCCAGGGGGAGCGGGAGGUGCUGAAGAAGCAGCUGAAGUGCCUGCUCAAGAGCAGAGGCCGAGAGAUGUCCGUGUGCCAGGAGUGGCCCCCCGAGUCUGGGCCGCGGACCCUGGGCAGGCUCAGCAUCCUGAAGACCUUCUGCAAGGAGGACGAGCUGCAGCGCUGGCGGCAGUUGCAGGAGGAGCUCGCGGCGGACCGGGCCGGGGGCCUGGAGUCUGGAGGCGAGGAGGAGGCGGGCCUGGAGGGGGAAGCGGAGCGGGCGGACGAGGGCAGGAAGGAGGCUGAGGGAGAGGAGGGCGAGGAGGAGGAGCCGCAGGAGCUGGAGCUGGACGAGGAGCGGGAGGCGCAGCAGGACCAGGAGGGCGGCGGCCUCAAGAGGUUCAGCUCCGGGGACGAGUCCUUCGAGGAGGAGCUGAUGGCGCAGCUGGAGGAGUACGAGCAGGUGAUCCAGGAGUUCCAGCUGGAGCUCGGGGUCGCCAGGACCAGAUACAGCCUGGCCACAGGAGCCUGCAUCUCUCUGCAACGGCAAGUGGAUCACCUGGAGUCGCAGCUGCAGAAGGUCAACACGGAGCACGAGCUGCUGCAGAAGGAGCUGCGGGAGCGGAAGCACCAGCUCCAGGCCAUGACGGACAAGUUCUCCAACCUCCGGGAAGAGAAGAAGCAGAAAGAGGUGAUGGGGCUCAUCGAGAAGGACAACCUCCUCCUGCGACAGCAAGUGUGGGAGCUGGAGCAUGAGCUGGCCACGCGGGAGCACGCCAUCACGGGGGCCGAGGCCAAGGUGGGCCAGCUGCAGGCGCAGGUGAGCCAGUGCCAGAACCACCUGGAGCGGCGCCGGCAGCUGCAGGAGCAGGCGCAGGCCAAGAUCGAGCUGGCGCAGCAGGCGGAGCAGCAGGUCCGGGUGGCGCUGGAGAGCGCGCAGUCCAGGCUUGAAAGGCUCAGAAACAAGAUCAUCCAGGCGGCCUUCAGCACCCCCGGGAUCAGGUCCUUGGUCAACGAGAUCUCCGACAACGACAUUCUGGAGGCCUUGCAGCGGAUCAUCUCGGAGCGGAUCGACUACUACAACCAGCUGCGGCACAAGGGCGUCAAGGUGCCGCCGCUGCUGAUGGCGGAGGUGUUCACCUCGCCCAGCAAGUCCAAGAAGGUGGCCUCCAAGUAGCCGGGGGCCCAGUCCGGAGCCGCCGGGGAGGGGGGCCCAGCUGCCGCUCCGAUUCAGAAUUAAACUCUGUU